This is a messenger RNA of Apis dorsata (giant honeybee), 2178 nucleotides long. Its product is annotated as xenotropic and polytropic retrovirus receptor 1-like. Gene Ontology annotation, molecular function: inositol hexakisphosphate binding. Gene Ontology annotation, cellular component: plasma membrane; Golgi apparatus; cytoplasm. Gene Ontology annotation, biological process: cellular response to phosphate starvation; phosphate ion transport. Lineage: Eukaryota; Metazoa; Arthropoda; Insecta; Hymenoptera; Apidae. Bases 1 to 1764 code for a protein of 587 amino acids. The record is from RefSeq and is a predicted model, not a curated record. The transcript has 11 exons.
AUGAAAUUUGCAGAGCAUUUAAAUGCUCACAUUACACCAGAAUGGAGAAAACAAUAUAUAAAUUACGAGGAAAUGAAAGCAUUGCUCUAUGCAGCAGUAGAACAAGCACCAGCUGCAGAUAUAACAGAAUCACAUAUAUUAGAACGUUAUUUUAAUAAAUUUGAUGAACAAUUUUUUCAUUAUUGUGAUAAGGAGUUAGCAAAAAUAAAUACGUUUUAUUCAGAAAAAUUAGCAGAAGCAACGCGUAGAUUUGCAACUCUCAAUAAUGAAUUAAGUGAAAUUCUAUCUACUUCUGAAAAUGGACAAGGAAGUCAUAAAAUCCAUUAUCAUAAUAAUAUUUUGCAUAAAAAGCCAGUUUCAGCACGAAAACUUCAAGAAUUAAAAUUAGCCUUUUCUGAAUUUUAUCUUUUUCUCAUUUUACUUCAAAAUUACCAGAAUCUUAAUUUUACUGGAUUUAGAAAAAUAUUAAAAAAACAUGAUAAACUUUUAAAUAUAGAUCUUGGAGCAAAAUGGAGAGCAGAACAUGUAGAUACAGCAUUAUUUCAUACUCAUAAAGAUAUAGAUAGACUCAUUGCAGAAACAGAAGCAUUGGUUACCAGAGAUUUAGAACAUGGAGAUAGACAACGUGCUAUGAAACGUUUAAGAGUCCCUCCUCUUGGAGAACAGCUUUCUCCAUGGAUUACAUUUAAAGUGGGACUUUUUUCAGGAGCUUUUAUUGUUCUUCUUAUAGCAGUAAUACUUUCAGGUACACGUUACAGGAAUAAUAAUAAUUGGCGAGUUUUAUGUAGAUUAUAUCGUGGACCACUUCUUAUGAUUCAAUUUCUUUUUCUUAUGGGAAUCAAUGUAUAUGGAUGGAGAUCUUCUGGUGUAAAUCAUGUUUUAAUAUUUGAACUUGAUCCUCGAAAUCAUUUAUCAGAACAGCACAUUAUUGAAAUGGCUAGUGUGUUUGGAUUAGUUUGGUCUUUAUCAAUUUUAGGUUUUUUAUAUAGUGAAACAUUGGGAAUACCACCAUUUGUUCAACCUAUGUUGUUAUAUAUAUUACUAGCUUUGUUUUUGUUUAAUCCAACGAAAACAUUACGUUAUGAAGCUAGAUUUUGGGCACUCCGUGUAUUGGGUAGAAUAUUUUGUGCGCCAUUUUUUUAUGUUGGAUUUGCUGAUUUCUGGCUAGCUGAUCAACUUAAUUCUCUACAUACUGUUUUCUUAGAUUUUCAAUAUUUUGUUUGCUUUUAUGUACAAAAUUCUUCGUGGACCAUUGUCACUGAUGCGGAAACUUGUAUUAUGCGCGAACUUUCAAUGAGACCAUUUGUGGCUUGUUUGCCAGCAUGGUUCCGAUUUGCACAAUGUUUACGGCGAUAUAGAGAUACAAAAGAAACUUUUCCUCAUCUUAUAAAUGCAGCAAAAUAUGCUACUAGUUUUUUCGUUGUAGUAUUUUCUUACUUACAUUUAACUAAUGCUAAGUAUUAUGUAUUAUCUACUGAAAAUCCUUAUUUUUAUUUGUGGAUAACUGCAAGUAUUAUGAGUUCUUGUUUUACAUAUACAUGGGAUAUAAAAUUAGAUUGGGGAUUAUUUGAUAGUAAUGCAGGAGAAAACAAAUUUCUUAGAGAAGAAAUUGUUUAUUCUUCUCCAUAUUAUUAUUAUUUUGCAAUAAUCGAAGAUUUUAUACUUCGUUUUGGUUGGGCAUUUUCAUUAUCUCUUACUGAAAUGGGAUAUGUACAUGCAGAUUUAAUGGUUUCUAUAAUUGCACCAUUAGAAGUAUUCAGGUAAAUUGGAUCAAUUAGACUGGAUUUUAAACAUUCUGGCUAUCCUUCAACAAGUCGUUCAACACAAAACAUCGAAACAAUUCGUGAGAGUAUUGCUGAGAAUUAGAGGGACAUCAAUUUGGCACCGUGGUGAACAAUUGGACAUUUUGAGAAGUUCUCUACAGUAUUUUCACGAAACAUUUGUAUCUUCAUGCUUACAAAGUUCAAUUAAUCCAAGGACUGAAGCCUACUGAUACGCAAUAAAGCUCCUUGAUAGCGAAUAAAAUUCGUUGAAUGGAUUAUGGAAUAAUAACAAGUGAAUGCUAAUUUUUCGAACAAAAUCAUCUUCAGCAAUGAGGCUCAUUUUCAUCUUGAUGGAUUGAUCGAUAAAAUCGACAAAAUCGUCGUAUUUGGGAUUCAGAAAAUCCACAAGUGAUUG